Molecule: messenger RNA, 1961 nt
Organism: Phlebotomus argentipes
Lineage: Eukaryota; Metazoa; Arthropoda; Insecta; Diptera; Psychodidae
Exons: 5
Coding region: 1-1851 (616 amino acids)
Source: RefSeq, a predicted model, not a curated record
AUGGAAAUUCCUGAGACAGGGGCAGUGUUCACUCUGGGACAGUCACACCUGUCCGACGACCAUCAACACUUCUUCUUCAUCCGGAACGACGCCAUCGUCACCGUCAACGCCGGUCGAUAUGGCCAGAGCGCUGUUAUUUGCCAAUCUGGCCGAUGCUUUGUGUGGGGCGCCAAUGAGUUUGGAGAACUGGGCGUUGGACAGAGCAAGGAAAUUAUCAUCACAAAGCCCACCUGCAUCAAGGACAUCAAAAACCUGGGUCACAAAGUCGUGCGAAUGGUGUUCGGGAAGGGUUUCUCAGUCAUCGCAACACGGGACAACAGACUCUUCUUCUGUGGCCGAAAUCUCCUGCCCACGAACUUCCUGUGCAGCCUCAAAGAGUCUCCUCACGCCCACUUUUACACCCCGUUAUCCAUGACUGAGGACAUGAACAGCGACUUAUCGGAAGUGAGUCAUCUCACGGCUGGAACGUCACAUUUUGCAGUGAUAACAGGCAGCGACAAAUUAUUAAUCUGUGGGAAUUUCACUGAGACACCACCUGGCGACCUCAAAACCUUUGAACUUAAUGAAAAGUUUAAGCCAUAUAUCCUGGAAUGUGGCUCAACAUUCACCCUCCUCGUCACAGCAGGAAACAGUAACACGUCCAUUGUCUACAUUGUUGGACACUUUGGUGGCAAGACAUACAUAGAAUUGACGCAACUGAGGGAUUUCCAGCCCGAAUGCAGAAUUACUUCCAUUCAUAUUUCACCGAGGGAUGAAAUAUUCCUGCUGACAGGCUGCAAUUUCCUCUACAAGUGCUCCCAACUCAGAGAGUUGUUCUUCGAAAGGAUCACUUUGGCACCCAAUGGGGAGAACAUGAAGCUCCUGACCACUGGAGCGGAUUCCAUGUCUUUCCUCACAGACGAUCAGAGAUUUUUCACCACCAUGGCCUCGCCGAGAGACAUUCGAAAGGAGUCGGCUUUCAGAGAACUGACAAAAUUCAAGCCCAUGGACAUCCUGGCGAUCUCCUCAGGACUCCAUCACAUGCUUAUUCAUGCUGUGAAGAACGAAAAGAAGGCUUUUGUCACCAGACAAAGAAUCCCAGACACCCUGACAAAUGGCGAUACUGACCACAAUCUCAAUAAUCUCAACAAAACCUUCACAAAGUUGGAUUCCAAAGAUUUCGUGAGCAAUCUCGAGAAAGACGAGGAAGUGCAGUCGAAGAAAGACUCUAUAUCGGAAGAUUCAAAUUCCAGUCACAAAUCAGAGCCCAAGAAAACCCCUGAAGACCGAAAGAAGGCCAGAGAGCGACAAGUUGAGCAAGAACUUGCCAAGGAUGAGAACAUAAAAGUGGUGAAGAUUAUUGAUCCCAUCGAGGGAGAAAUUUAUCAGUGCAUCCGGAAUAAUGGUGAGACUGUUGAGAACUUCAUCAAGGGUCAGAUUCGCUUCAUAGACAAUGGCGUGGAUAAAACCACGGCUGAGCAGCAGCGCAAGGGCAGUCUCGUGGAUAGUCUCCUUGGUGAGCGCCUGGAGGAUCGCUCUCUCAGGAAAAUGUCAGACGAGAAGGACAAAACGAUGGAGUAUCUCAAGGGAAUGGUGGAGACCAUUCAGAGGAAAACACCAAUCCCGGAAAAGGACGCAGAAGAUGAGGAAACAACAGCAUCACUGACUUCCAAGCCAGACGACGAGGAGAUUCAGAAGCUUGACGAGAAACCUCCGGGAUUUAUGAAGCAGGUUCUGCAGGACCUGAAGAAUGCAAAGAAGGAGUUUUCCUGCAAGAAUGUGGACAGAAUUGAGGAAGAAAUGACAGAUGCUCAGAAGGCUGGAAAAACUCACAGAGGAAAUCAGAAGUCCGAAUUUUGUUCAAUUCUCUAGAAGGAAUUGCGAAAAUCCAGAGAAAAACUCUCCUCCGGGUAAAUUCCAAUUAAGGUUCCCGGACAAAUAUAACCUCAAAAGCAUAUUGGCGCACUUUUACAUCAAUAUAA